Messenger RNA from Ruditapes philippinarum (Manila clam), 1245 nucleotides. RefSeq lists its product as uncharacterized. The transcript has 5 exons. Bases 1 to 651 code for a protein of 216 amino acids. Lineage: Eukaryota; Metazoa; Mollusca; Bivalvia; Venerida; Veneridae. The record is from RefSeq and is a predicted model, not a curated record.
AUGUAUCUUACUUAUAUAUUUAUGUUACAUAUUUUGUCGAACACACCAGUUCAACCAAGAGCUCCACCACAGCGAUCUACACAUAAUCUUCAACAUCAGCAUCAACCAAACCAAUCUGAUUGCGGACAGUGCGAAAUCUAUUUCCAGAUAGCUAGAAGUGGCAUUGUGAAAGUUGUCAGCAGUAUUUUCAAGAGAAAAAAGAUUGGUCUAAUUAUUUUCAUAUUCAUUGGCAUACAUGUUGCUAGAUUUAUAGCAGGAGUUGUCAAGAUUACAUCCGAUUGUCCAGACGAAAAAUAUGUAGCCGUGUUUUUGUUGGUGAAAUCUCUUUUUGGAUUAUUAGUCUGGAUUACCUUGGCAGUACUGGGUUGCGUGGAAAAAUUGAAGGAUGCCAUGGAAAAUCUUUUUGUGGAAAUAAGUCUGGAUGUUGAAUCCCUGUUUUCGCUUAUUUGGCUCAUUAUCGGAAGUAAGUGGACAUUUGGUGCCCGGAAUGAUAUGAUUGACGAAUGUCCAUUUCGUGUAGAUGACUGGGACUACCAUUUUAUCAAUUUUGCUGCAUUUCUUGUCGGACUUGAUUGGUUUUGUGUUCUUGUAUUUGUUUUAUACUGUGGUUAUGUUUAUUGGGACCGUACGGAAGUUCAACCAACCGUCUGAUUUUCGUUGAAGAACAUUUACCAACAUCUGUAAAUAAUGUGCUGAUUAUAAUUAUCAUGAGGUAGCUGGUAGUUGGAUAUUUGAAUAACCAACUGCCUACUAGCUGGUAGUUGGUUAUUAGUAGUUCUCAAAUAUUUAACAGCUGGUAGUUGGUAACUCAAUCCACUAUCACCAGCAUGAAAUGUUGAAACGAACAUAUCAUACAUUUUUAAACAAAGAAUAAAGUAUGGUACCAAGCUGGUUGGUUAUUCGCGCGAAUCCCCAACUACCUACAAGAAGGUAGUUGGUAAUUCGAACUUUGCAUGUUUCCCCACAAAACAGAAAGUACUUUAAUAUAACGGAUAUACAUUUAUAGCAAGAUAUGUGUUCUUUAACAUUGAAACACCCUAUGUCUCCCUGUGUCUAUCAGGGGACUCGGUUUGUUAUUCGCGCGAAUACCCAACUACCAUCUAGUAGGUAGUUGUUUAUUCGAAUAUCAAACUACCUACCAAAUUGACCCUCAUAUAAUGCAUGUUUAGUUGGUAAAUAAUUUGUAAAUAAAAAUUCUAUGACUUUGUAUCUAAAAGGGGUGUUAUUUCAAAACAAAUUAAGUUU